Molecule: messenger RNA, 825 nt
Organism: Heteronotia binoei (common prickly gecko)
Lineage: Eukaryota; Metazoa; Chordata; Lepidosauria; Squamata; Gekkonidae
Product: cytochrome P450 3A19-like
Exons: 6
Coding region: 1-825 (274 amino acids)
Biological process (GO): oxidative demethylation; steroid metabolic process
Molecular function (GO): testosterone 6-beta-hydroxylase activity; oxidoreductase activity, acting on paired donors, with incorporation or reduction of molecular oxygen; iron ion binding
Source: RefSeq, a predicted model, not a curated record
AUGAAUUUCUUCAUCAGCGUGGCCAAGAAAAUCAAGAGCGACCGGCAGAAGAAUAAUCACAUGGUCAGUCUAGCCUAUUUGAGCAUGUGGUUAGGGGAGAACCGAGUUGACUUUCUGCAGUUAAUGAUAGACUCCCAAGUUUCAGGAGAGAAAGCUGAAGAGGCACAUUCCUAUAAAGUUCUAACUGACAAGGAAAUCAUUGCACAAGCCAUUAUAUUUAUUUUUGCUGGGUACGAAACCACUAGCUCCUCCCUUACCUACCUGUCUUACUGCCUGGCCACCCACCCAGAUGUCCAGCAGAGACUCCAAGAUGAAAUUGAUGAAGCUCUCCCUGACCAGGCCACGCCCACCUAUGAUGCAGUCCUUCAGCUGGAGUAUCUGGACAUGGUGGUGAGUGAAACCCUCCGGUUGUACCCCCCAUCAGGACGGAUUGAGAGGGUUUGCAAAAGAACCGUGGAGAUUAAUGGAGUGACUAUCCCAGAAGGAACCGUGGCCAUGAUCCCAGUGUACACCUUGCACCAUGACCCGGAAUAUUGGCCGGAACCAGAAGAAUUCAGACCCGAGAGGUUCAGCAAAGAGAACAAGGAAGCCAUCGACCCCUACAUCUUCCUGCCCUUCGGAGCCGGUCCGAGGAACUGCAUCGGGAUGCGCUUUGCCCUGCUGACCUUGAAAGUGGCCUUGGUCAUUCUCCUGCAAAGGUAUUCCUUCCGAACCUGCAAAGAGACUCAGGUCCCCCUGGAACUGGACACCAAAGGCUUCAUGCAACCCAAAAAACCCAAGAUGGUCCCCAGAGUCUGUGCCGAACAUGAGAAACAGAUGAAUUAG